AUGGGCGCCCGCGCCCUCGCCGCCGCCCUUGCGGCCGUCCACCUGCUAUCCGCGCACCCCGCGGCCGCGGUCCUCAACUCCCCGGGCUUCAACGUGCCCCGCAGCGUCGACGCCGCGCUGCGGCGGUCGACGCCUGCGUUCAACCCCGACGUGGAGGCGCUGCAGAAGCGGAUGGAGAACAUUGCCUUCCUGCUGCGCAUCCCGCAGCGCAAGCCCUGGGGCAGCAUGGCGGCCGACAUAGAAGCCAGCCUGAAGCUGUUCGAGGACAGGCCCCGCCUGCUGCGCGGCGUCCCGCUGUCGCAGCUGGCAGUCGGGGAGGCGCUCCUGGACGACGCUGCGGCGCGGCUGAAGCAGCUUGAGCUGGCGGUGCGGACGCAGCAGCCGGACUUCGCUGGUGUGAGGGUGUCCGACGUGCUGAAGGCAGUGGCGCGGCUGGAAGUCCUGCAGGCACCUGGACUCCCUUACACCCUGCCCAAGGACCUGGCCUCCACCUACCCCCGACUGGCGGGCCGCGCCAUCGUCCGGCUGACGCUCGAGAAGAGCGACGGGGCGCUCGCGUUCGUGGACGCCAAAGCUGGCGGCCUGACUAAGCAGGGCGUGGUGGAGCUGACCCUGGAUGGCUACAGCGCCCCGAUUUCUGCGGGCUAA
Monoraphidium neglectum is the source of this 648-nucleotide messenger RNA. Its product is annotated as Peptidyl-prolyl cis-trans isomerase CYP37. The coding region runs from base 1 to 648 and encodes 215 amino acids. The record is from RefSeq and is a predicted model, not a curated record. The transcript is spliced from 6 exons. Lineage: Eukaryota; Viridiplantae; Chlorophyta; Chlorophyceae; Sphaeropleales; Selenastraceae.